This is a messenger RNA of Clonostachys byssicola, 1119 nucleotides long. The record is from the annotation of a GenBank genome assembly. NCBI's taxonomy places the organism in Eukaryota, Fungi, Ascomycota, Sordariomycetes, Hypocreales, Bionectriaceae.
AUGGCCCCGGUACUGGAAUACCGCGGCAUCCAGGUGUCCGUGCCGGUUGGCGGGCAGGUGAUGAGUGUUAUCCUUUCCAUGAUAUCACUCAGUGUCCUUUCUGUUUUCAUCACAAAAAGAGUGCUCACCAUCAAAUACUGGCGCAAGCUUCCGUUUGUUGUAUGGGUGACCUUCGCGAUUUACCUGGUAUCAUAUCUCUUCGUCUUCGUCACGGCAUUAUUGCAGUACUCAUUUGGAGUCAAUUCGAGUUAUGGCCUCUGCGACGGAGCUAUCUUACUCUGUCUCGUCUGCUAUGUUCUCACCAAGCUCAUCUACCUGUUUCUGGUUGAGAAAGCUUACAUCAUCCGGAACUCGCGAAAGCGGCGGAUGCAAUCGAAAUUGUACCUGUUCAAUUCUUUUGGUAUCAUAACCGUGUUCGUCGCUGUCGUAGUACUAAACUUCUACUACCGGAUUGUCAGAAUGGAGGAAGGCAUUUGCUACAUCGGAAUGAAGGGCCUCGGCAUUAUCCCGCUUAUCACCUUCGAUGGAGUUGCCAACACAUACCUGACUCUCAUGUUCCUUAUCCCUCUCAGAAAACUUUACUCAUUCAAGAACAUGGCGAGGACGUCAGCCAACAUCCGCCUACGGAAUGUUGCUUUCCGCACAUUCGUGGGAUCAGUUUGCACCCUGCUGAGUAGCGCAGUAAACCUUACUGUUUUGGCGGCGCUAAACGGGGAACCGGGCUGGGUCUGCCUGAUGCUCUGCAACUGUGACGUGCUCUUCUCCGCCAUCGUUAUCUACUGGGUGACGUCCAAGGACAAUGCAGGCACUACGGAGGCUAACUCAUCACGCAAUGUCGGCAAUAUGUAUGCGGAGAACAGCAUGGGCAGCGCGAUCCGCAGACCAACCCACCUUGCCGAGCGGGAAUACGCACCCUCGAUCAGCGAUGAAGUCGUGCUUGUGACUCCCGCCAGAUCAAACCGACGACUUAACGAGGACGAUAACAACAGCUCCAAGACGAGCAAUUCCAAGGAGAAGGUCAUCGUCGCCACCACUAUCAAACCAGAGAGCAGCAGCGACGCAAGUAUUGAAGCAAGUCGAAGUCCAGGAGAAGAAGAUCUAUAUCGCCAAAAUCCUUGA